Passer domesticus (house sparrow) is the source of this 1023-nucleotide messenger RNA. RefSeq names its product ubiquitin thioesterase OTUB1-like. Lineage: Eukaryota; Metazoa; Chordata; Aves; Passeriformes; Passeridae. Gene Ontology annotation, cellular component: nucleus. Gene Ontology annotation, molecular function: ubiquitin binding; cysteine-type deubiquitinase activity. Gene Ontology annotation, biological process: protein K48-linked deubiquitination; negative regulation of double-strand break repair. The record is from RefSeq and is a predicted model, not a curated record.
UGGGCGUGGCCUCCCCGCUCCCGGAAGCGGCGCGGGCGGCGCCCCGGAAGCGGCGGGCGCUGACCCGGAAGCGGCGCGGGGCGGGCAGGGCGGCGAUGGCGGCGGAGGAGCCUCAGCAGCCGCAGCCGGAGCCGCUGGGCGGCAGCGAUGCCGACGGUGUGAACUGCCUGGCGUACGACGAGGCGAUCAUGGCGCAGCAGGACCGGAUCCAGCAGGAGAUCGCCGUGCAGAACCCGCUGGUGUCGGAGCGGCUGGAGCUGGCCGAGCUCUACAAGGAGUACGCGGAAGAUGACCACGUGUACCAGGAGAAGAUCAGAGACCUGCUGCAGAAGUACUCGUACAUCCGCAAGACGCGGCCGGACGGGAAUUGUUUCUACCGCGCCUUCGGCUUCGCGCACCUGGAGGCGCUGCUGGAGGACGGCCAGGAGCUGCAGCGGUUCAAGGAGGUGUCGGCUCGCAGCAAGGAGGAGCUGGUGGCCCAGGGCUUCACCGAGUUCACCAUCGAGGACUUCCACAACACGCUGAUGGAGCUGAUCGAGCGCGUGGAGCGCCGCGUGCCGCUGCCGGAGCUGCUGGCGGCGUUCAACGAGCGGCCCACGUCGGAUUACCUGGUGGUUUACCUGCGCCUGCUCACCUCGGGCUGCCUGCAGCGCCACCGGCGCUUCUUCGAGCAGUUCCUGGAGGGCGGCCGCAGCAUCAAGGAGUUCUGCCAGCAGGAGGUGGAGCCCAUGUCCAAGGAGAGCGACCACAUCCACAUCAUCGCGCUGGCGCGGGCGCUGCACGUCUCCAUCCUGGUGGAGUACAUGGACCGGGGCGAGGGCGGUGCCACCAACCCGCACGUGUUCCCCGAGGGCUCGCAGCCCCGCGUCUGCCUCCUCUACCGGCCCGGCCACUACGACAUCCUCUACAAGUGACCCCCCGCCCCCACCGCCCCGCCGGGACCCCCCCCGAGCCCCCCCCGGGGCCCUGCCCCCCGCCCGCCCCGCUGCCCCCCGCCCCGCAAUAAAGAUGUGGCCCCCCCGG